Molecule: messenger RNA, 408 nt
Organism: Colletotrichum higginsianum IMI 349063
Lineage: Eukaryota; Fungi; Ascomycota; Sordariomycetes; Glomerellales; Glomerellaceae
Exons: 1
Coding region: 1-408 (135 amino acids)
Source: RefSeq, a predicted model, not a curated record
AUGAUUCCCUUGGAGAAGCGCAACAACGGUAACAAUAAGACAAAGCUUGCCAGCAAGGCGGUACUAGCACCAUCUCAGAAGCAGAUAGACGUGGCCGACCUGCUCCUCGAGCUUUUCGCAAACGAGACAGGUUUGGCGGUCGAGGUUGUUGACGAGAACACGGAACUAACCGAUAUAGACGUGUAUCCCGUCUCCGAGGCCCCCGAGCUAGUCAUCCAGAGCACUGGGCCGGCCAACCAAAGCACCGAAACCGAGGAUGCCCAGGCUGACGGUCCUAAUAUCGUCUCGGGCUACCUGGAUCACCUAGGCAACGAUGACUGGAUUGAGAGAGCUCCGCCAUCACCCAUGCCCCCCCUGGAUUGUUUCUCACAUGGAACAAAUGGCUGUGGCCGAAGGGUCCAACGCUGA